Molecule: messenger RNA, 1116 nt
Organism: Prunus armeniaca (apricot)
Lineage: Eukaryota; Viridiplantae; Streptophyta; Magnoliopsida; Rosales; Rosaceae
Source: the annotation of a GenBank genome assembly
AUGACUCCGAUCUUAUCCUAUGCCGCCAAGCAUGGGGCCCUCACUUUCUUCUUCCUGCUGCUCCUCUCGCCGGCAAUCUCCCCCGUCGAAGCUCAGCCCACCCCCGACCCCUACCGCUACCAGCGCUUCAGCCCCUCCAUGGCCAUCAUCAUCGUCGUCCUCAUCGCCGCCCUCUUCCUCAUGGGCUUCUUCUCCAUCUACAUCCGCCACUGCUCUGACGCCCAAUCCGCCAGCAUCCGCGCCGGCGGAACCCACACCGGCCGCUCCCGCCGGGGCGUCUCCCGCGGACUUGACGCCGCCGUCAUCGACACCUUCCCCACCCUCGAGUACUCCGCAGUCAAGGGGCUCAAAAUCGGGAAAGGCGCGCUCGAGUGCGCCGUCUGCUUGAAUGAGUUCGAGGACGACGAAACGCUGCGUUUGAUCCCCAAGUGCGACCACGUGUUCCACCCCGAGUGCAUCGACGAGUGGCUGGCUUCGCACACCACGUGUCCCGUCUGCCGAGCUAACCUCGUCCCUCAACCCGGCGAUCCAAUCACCCAACCCACUGUGCUCAACUCGGAACAUGUACCGGUUGACGUCGAAGCUCAAAACGACGCCGUUGACUGGCCACCGGAAACAGACGAGGGCUGCCAGGAAACGGUAGAGCAACCCGAGUUGGUGAGCAUAAACCAAACGCUGAACCGGAACCGUACACGCGGAUCGAGAUCAAGCAGGUUGCGUAGGCUGUUCCCGCGGUCCCACUCGACCGGGCACUCUGUGAUUCAGCCGGGCGAGGAUACGGAGCGGUUCACCUUGAGAUUGCCGGUCGAAGUGAGGAAACAGAUCAUGAACCGGAAACUGAACCGGUCCGUAAGCUUGCUGGUGUUGCCAAGAGAAGGGAGUUCGAGGCGUGGGCCGCGAAUGGGCGAGAGUGGCGGUAGUAAUAGGUUGAUGAACUAUAGAAGGCUUGAGAGGUUGGACCGGGGUUUUAAAUCGGACAGGUGGGUGUUUUCGAGAACGCCGUCGUUUCUUACGCGGAUGUCGAGUCUUCUGUCGCCGAGGGCGGCGGCUAACGAGGGUGAGAAAGCGGUGGAGCCUGGGAUGUCUAGGAGUGGCUCGGUUCGGCCUCCGGUUUAA